ACACUCACAUCCACGCCGACCACAACCCAGUUUGCCUCCAAAACACCCCUCAACAUCCCCAAUCCAUCAAUUUCCAUCAAGACUACGAAUCUCACGGGGCUUGCUCAUCUACUUCCGUCCUUUUCUGCCGUUUUGGAGCGCGACACGCGUGAGAAACUUCGCAUGGUUGCUCACGACCUACAUUGCGACGAGGCCCGCGUGCAGGCCUUUUCGCGCUUAGUCAUCGCUGCCCGACCGCACGUCCCUCCAUGUCGCAUACCCGUGCGCAGGCGAGCAGACAUGUGCGACAGAGAAAGUUGAACACCAAGCAGCCGCUGCGCAUCUUUCGCGAGCGGGAGAUUGAUGAGACGCCCGACGAUGAGUCGCGCGGGAAUAUCCCUCAUGUCGAGACCGGAGUGGAGAAGGGGGAGGAGAUAGAAUACCAUCUCCAAGCUGUCAUCAAUGCCGCCAACGCGGCUGCGUUGGGAGCGGCGGCCGCUGGCAAGCAGAGCUACAUUCCCACUCCGGAGACUGUCAAGGCAAAAGGCGUCGUAUACGACGAUCUUUACCCCAAAGCCUUCGCGACUCCAGCCACCUACAUCCGCUUCAGCUCGACAGUCGAGGAUUGCAUCGGCGUGUCGUAUUGCAUGAAUGACGAGGAUGCCGAAUUUCUGAGUAAGCUCAACGAUGGCAAAGAUGUCAACGAUGAGCCGCGCAAGGACAAGCUCGGACAGUGUAGCGAGGAUGUCUUCGAGGAGGCCAUGAACUACUUGGAGGAGACCACGGCCCGUCUGCAACCUUUCGCCGCCGUUGAGAGUGUCUCACUUCCGGGUUUGGAGGAAAUGGAGAGGGCCAUCGACGACAACCUUUCCGCCGAUGCACAGACAUGGCUCAAGCCCGUCUACCAGUAUUGGUGGUCGAAGAAGGGUAGUCGGUCGUUGAUGCCAUCCAUCAAGGUCCGGGUUCUCGACACAUCCAACGACGCCGAUGACGCCGAUCCAUAUGUGUGCUUCAGACGCAGAGAAGUUCGCCAGACUCGCAAGACGCGCGGCCGAGAUGCGCAGGUGGUCGAGAAGCUGAAGAAGCUUCGCCUCGAGCUCGAGCAGGCCCGACAGCUGGUCCAACUCGUCGUCCAGCGUGAGCAACUCAACAAGGAGGAUCUCGAGAUCUCUCGCCGGGUGUUUGAAGAGCGGAAGAAGCUCAAGGAUGUCAAGAUUGACAAGAACAUCAUCGGGGAGAAGGGCGAGGACGAGGAACUGCUGGUCAAUCAGAAGCCAGCUCCAAAAGCCAAGAGGCCCCAGGAGGCCGGACGUCCUGCGACGAUCCGCCUUCGUUCGGCCGGCGAUCGCUCUGCGCCGGAGGACGAGCUUACGCAGCUCGCCGAUAUCCAGGCGCAGGCGGAUGCAGAGGUCCAGCGAACCAUCGCUGCCCGCAAGGAACAGCACAGGCGAUGGAAUGCGCAGUGGGAGGAUGAGACCUGGCGGCCACUCACUCCACCCCUUGACGACAAUGACGACAAGCCCAGAUGGGCGCCCCUUGCGCUGCCAGACGCAUCAUAUCCCACGCCACCUCCGACUCUGCCAUCGAAGAAUUCGCCAGAUCGAGACGAUGUAGAGAUGCAAGACGCGGCUCCAAUACGAGAAGAGGACGCUUCGGCUGGCGCCCCUCAGGAGCCGGAGAUCGUCUUCCAUAUUCCCGGAGCAUACCCGCAAGACGAAGAAAUGUACGUCGAACCAAAGCGAGAUCCCACGCCGCUUUGUCGACUUCGGUAUGGCCGAGGCGGUAGAUGCUGGCUCGAGGCCCGGCGCAAGCGGCCAUACGCCCUGAUUAGCAGGGGAGUGGUGUCGGAUUCCGAAAGCGAUGAUGAAGAGCCGCCCGAGUUCUUCCCGAUUGACCGGCAGAAGGUUUUCGACCUGCGCGUCGGCUUCAUGACCGGCCGUGUCGCGCGCCCGGAAAGCAUGGGCGGGGAGCGGCGGGGUUGGUCGAGCGGCGAUCAGGCGGCCGUGGCUGGUGCUUCUGGACAGCAGCAGCAGGCGCAACAGCAACAAACGCCUGCGGGAAGCGCUGGAUGAUUGGUCUUUCUGUGCCGCCGAGUGCGAGCACUGUGUUCGUAGGACAAAGUUC
This is a messenger RNA of Neohortaea acidophila, 2103 nucleotides long. RefSeq names its product enhancer of polycomb-like-domain-containing protein. Bases 249 to 2051 code for a protein of 600 amino acids. The record is from RefSeq and is a predicted model, not a curated record. Gene Ontology annotation, cellular component: piccolo histone acetyltransferase complex. The transcript has 3 exons. Gene Ontology annotation, biological process: regulation of transcription by RNA polymerase II. NCBI's taxonomy places the organism in Eukaryota, Fungi, Ascomycota, Dothideomycetes, Mycosphaerellales, Teratosphaeriaceae.